This is a messenger RNA of Closterium sp. NIES-65, 588 nucleotides long. The record is from the annotation of a GenBank genome assembly. NCBI's taxonomy places the organism in Eukaryota, Viridiplantae, Streptophyta, Zygnematophyceae, Desmidiales, Closteriaceae.
AUGGCGAGUGACGUACCGCGUGUGGGACGCUGGAAACUACAGGUGAGGGUUGCGGGUUGCGGGGAGGAGGGGGGAAGGGAAGGAGAGAGGGGAAGGGGUGGGUCACAAGAGAGGGGAGAGGAAGGUUUAGGAGAGAGGGGAAGGGGAAGGAGAGGAGGGGGGAAGGAGGGGAGGGAGGAAGAGAGAGGGGAGGGAGGGAGGCAGGAGAGAGGGAAGGGGCGGCGGUUCAGCGUCCUGGUCCAAUCAGAGUGCGACACGUUGGACUUUGCUCCCGAUUACUUGGAGCGAGUCAACAGCACGGGAUCACAUGUCAUGGCUCAGUGGGUCCUCACCGUCCUCCCAUCCACCAAGUCGUUCACCGAACCAGUCACCGAACCAGCUGCUGCAGCCGAAUCUCAACCCAGCAGCAAGCUCUUUCAUGAGGCAACGGACGGCCCAGAUUCGCCCUGUGACCAUUCCAUCCACGGCCGCUGGCUCUUCACCCCCCAAAAGCAAGCCUACACGUGGCAGCUCUACCAUGCGCGCACCCCUCCCCCCCACCUCCCAAUGGGUCUACACCCUUCAAUCCCGAGGCAUUUCCGAGAUUAA